This is a messenger RNA of Misgurnus anguillicaudatus (oriental weatherfish), 1145 nucleotides long. NCBI's taxonomy places the organism in Eukaryota, Metazoa, Chordata, Actinopteri, Cypriniformes, Cobitidae. The record is from RefSeq and is a predicted model, not a curated record.
CUCGCAGAAUUUCGGAAGUCCUCGCGGCAUUCUGCUCUCAGAGACGCGCAUUUUUAAGGGCCACAUCUGUAUGCUUUUCUCAUCUAGACACUGUCAUAUCUCGGUGCCAGUCGCAUUGUGCAUACGCUUAGCUUUGCAUUAAAAGGCUUAUCUAUUGCAUUCAAACAACGCGACUUUGCUCUCGUUUCACAGCCCGCCUCGUUGUUAUUAACGUCCUCUUUUGUGUCAUUUCAGAACAUGGUAAAGGUUCAGUGCCCCCUGUGCAGAAAACUAAUAGCAAACAUGAGGCAACACCUGCGCCUCACGCACGGUGUUGUCAUCCUCCGGGAGAGGCAGCUGUGGGUCCUGUUUUCCCGGAGGAAGGUCACGAAGCCUUUCCAUCCGUGCCCAUUGUGCGGCCGGACUUUAAAGCACAUCCGGCCGCACUUUGCGAACUCCCACCGGGAACUGUCGGCCAAGGAGCUUCGGCGAGCUGUCCGACAGUUCCAGUGGGAGGUGACCAUGGAGAGGCUUCGUGACCUGCAGGCCAGCCGCCCCGAUGUCCCGCUCGUCACGCUCGGGGAACCCUCUGAAGCCCCUGAGGAUGAAGGAAUUCCUUCAGCUCCCACACCCUCCAUCACGCCCGCAGUCUCCUUCACGCCUGCACCCUCUGUCUCCUCACCACACCCCAUCAUCAAUUCACCCCCCAUGAGCCCACACUCCAGUGCAGUCGUGGAGGAGAUUGCGGUGGAGCUGAAGCAAUUCCUCAUAAGCAUGGACAUUCCUGGCAUGCUGUCAGAGAGCGUUCCAGGGAGCGGCCUUUCCUCGCCUGACCUCGGCAUGGCCAUCAGUAAUUUUCUGAGUAGGCCUCGAGACAACGCCCUGUGUGGCCCUUUGUCGUUCCUUCUGAUACAGAAAUGUAAUGUUUGUUUCAUUACAGUGACCCUGGAUGGCGAUGCUGAGGCCAGAGCGGGGAUCGAACAGGUCUCCGAGUGGGACGCCCCGGCAUUCGUGCCAGAGACCAUAGGGUUUGUCCAGCUACUGGAGAUGGACUCCAUGGAUGGCGAGAUGGUCCUAGGGCCAGGGUCCCCCACACUGGAGGCAAUUUAAAUCAGUUUUAUUUAAUCAUGUUGUUGUUGUUGUUGUUGUUGUUGUUGUUGUUGUUG